AUGGGUGGAAUUGAUGUUUCCUCCGUGGUGAGCUCCAUCAUCUCGGCUUUCGGCAGUGGAAUGGAUAUUUUCCAUCGUCUGGGAGGAAAGAAAAGGAAAACCAGUGCGAGACUCCCUCGACCAUCUGAGGAGGAACAAUGGCUACAGCACUCACUAAAGAAUCGGCCUGUGGAGAUCAAACAUGAAUACGAUCACCAAGUGGCAAAAUUCGGCCGCCAAUUUGAAGUUGGUGACACUGCUGCUCAGUCAAGUCUGGCACAUACCCUUCUUGUCCUCAACACGGGACUGAUCAACUUGAUCAAUCAUGCCCUUUCCGGAGACCCUAGGACCAUAUCUUCCUCUCAAAGGACCUUGCUUAAUCUUUCUGAAACCGCCGCUGUUGACACAAUGAGCGCUAUCGGACAGCUUAGUUCCCGCCUCAGCCUAGUUUCAUCAUCUAGGCUAGCUCUUGAGUCCAAGGAGAGCCGAAGAUCUGUCGAAAAGCAUACUCACAAGGAACGCAAGUCUAAUUCAACGGCAUCAACCAAAAAGACCAAACGGCCACCUCCGACGCCAUUACUGGUCCGCGGUGGCUGGGUGAGGUCCAGAAGCGGUUCUUCGGUUGUCUCUGGGGCAGCCGCAAAGAAGGCAAGGGGACAGCAGUCACAGAAGCAUCAGCGUUCCAAUUCCGAUUCCACAGUGUCGAAGUCGUCGGCAUCCCGGUCCUUCGACACCAAGCCAAAGCGGGAAGAAUCGGCCAGCGAGGUUUCCGGCUGUACCUGUAAAACUGCCCCAGGCCGACUCGAAGAAUCAAAGACACUUAACGGAUGCAAGUCAAGCGAGCAGCCCAGACCACAGAGUCAACAGAGCAUGCUUAUUGUGCCUGCGGACUUCUUCGAAAAUGCACAGAACCAUCCCGAGCCAGCUGUAUUCCAGCAACCUCCACCUCGACCGCCAAAAAUCCCGCUUCAUAGCCGCCCCAACCCAGCACAGACCCGGGCGCGCCCGACGUCAACCAUGACAUUCAUGACUGCCAGCACUAAAAUAGGGGAAAUACCAGAAUCCAAGUGGCCGGACAGGUCAUUGUCAGCCGAAGAGGAAGGCUCGCGGAAAGUGCCGUACGUUAUCCCACCUCCGCUGGAGCCGAGCGAACAGAAGAAAAAGAAAGGUCUCAAGUUCUGGCGGCGAGAAGACAAGCGGCGUGAGCCCCUAGGACGCAUCAAGAUGCACCUCUUCUCCAACACGGUGCCCAAGACGGCAGAGAAUUUCCGCCAGUUCUGCACAGGAGAGCAUAAAGGACCGGGCGCCCAGCCGAUGGGGUAUAAAGGCAGCAAGUUUCACCGCGUGAUCAAGAACUUCAUGAUCCAAGGCGGCGACUUCCUUCACUCAGACGGCACGGGCAGCACGAGCAUCUACAACAAUACGGCCUUCGCGGACGAAUCCUUCGCCAUCAAGCACACGCGGCCCGGGUUGUUGUCGAUGGCCAACUCGGGCCCAAACACCAACGGAUGCCAGUUCUUCAUCACCUGCGCCGCCACGCCCUGGCUCGACAACAAGCACGUCGUCUUCGGCCAGGUCGCAGACGAAGAUUCCCUAAAGGUCGUCCGCAUGAUUGAGAACACAAGGACUGCCGGGCCAGGCGGGCGGGGGCAGGGCGAGAGGCCCGUGUUAGAUGUCAGGAUCGUGCAGUGUGGCGAGAUGUAG
This is a messenger RNA of Cladophialophora bantiana CBS 173.52, 1683 nucleotides long. RefSeq lists its product as uncharacterized. The record is from RefSeq and is a predicted model, not a curated record. Gene Ontology annotation, cellular component: intracellular membrane-bounded organelle. The transcript is spliced from 3 exons. Gene Ontology annotation, molecular function: peptidyl-prolyl cis-trans isomerase activity. The coding region runs from base 1 to 1683 and encodes 560 amino acids. Gene Ontology annotation, biological process: protein peptidyl-prolyl isomerization; protein folding. Lineage: Eukaryota; Fungi; Ascomycota; Eurotiomycetes; Chaetothyriales; Herpotrichiellaceae.